AUGAGUCGCCCCGCACCGCCACCAGGAAUCUCAUGUCACCCUGGAGAAAUGGCCGGAAAGCCAAUCGAUAUCCCAGAAGCCGGGGACCCAGAUUACACCUAUGAUUGCUGGAAGGCGAUUUUGCAUGAAACAGAUGAUACCCCAUCAACUGGCCGCUACAUAAAGGACAUCGCGGCCGAUCCUCGCAUCAAAACUGUAUACCUAGAGGAGAUCGAGGGCCAGGAAUACCCGCAAAUUAUCCUCCACAAUAUCUGGAACGAUCUUGGCAUACUGGACGUUCGCAUGCAACGCCUGCGGGUCCAAGAAAAAGGAACCGCGAGGGCUCCAUGGCCGGAACUG
Molecule: messenger RNA, 339 nt
Organism: Mesorhabditis spiculigera
Lineage: Eukaryota; Metazoa; Nematoda; Chromadorea; Rhabditida; Rhabditidae
Source: the annotation of a GenBank genome assembly